AUGGUGGUUGUUCGUCUCGCACUACGCCUUCGUUUCAAAAAGGUGCCUGGUGUCCAGGGCGAGCGUGUCUUUCGAGACACCAUGACAUUUACAGAUCCACACGAUCACGGCUACGAUAGUAUUAGUACUAUUGUAGAGAAGAAACUUCGAUUUAUGGAUGCCCCUCCUUGUGAUUUUACCGUAUUUCAUACUGACGUAAAAACAGGAGAUACUUUGGUAGUUGAUGAUGCUUAUUUAUGUGAACUAUUGGUUAGUUUAAUGGAAGAUGCUACUAAUAGUGUUAAUACUAGUAUGAAUGGUCAUAUUCUUGGAAUGACAUCUUCUGAUAUGCAUACCACAGGAAUAAUGAAAAAUGAUGAAGAUGAUAAUGAUAAUGAUGAUGAUGAGCCAAUUGUGGAAAAGGGAGUUUCAUUUGACAUUGAAGUUGGACGUGAAAAACCAAUAGAUUUAAAUAAUAAUAAUCAAAGUAAAGGAAAUAUGAUUAUCCCUUUAACUUCAGAUGCUUUACAAGCUCAUACCACUGAUAGUGUUUAUGUACCUAUUAGUGAUAUUACUUGUCCGCCUAAAUAUCCUAAUUUUUUUAUUCGUGGAGUUGUAAUUGCAAUACGUUUUAAAACUCCAAAACCUAAUUUGUCGGUAUGUGAGAUAGACUUUUGUGAUUUAGAAAAUAAACAACAACAAAUUACCUCAAUGACUUUUGAUGAAGCUGUUCAAAAAGCUAUUCGAGAAAAUCUUCGAAGCGAUCGAAAACAAGUAGUAGAAUUACGAAAUGUUUAUGUUCGCGUUAAAAAUGAUAUAGAUAGACGUUUUCAGACAAAUUUACAUCCUUUUCUUAUUAGAAUGGAUCGUGGAUCUAGAAUGGAAGUAGUUCAGGUACUUCCAGUACCCAUUGCAUUAAGAUGUGAACAACAGGUUAUUACAGUACGAGAAGGUCUUAAACCUGCUGGAAUUGUAAAUCUUGGUGAUCUUGCAGCUUUGCGUGAUUCACAAGAUGUGAAUAUGAGUCCUACUAUUCCAAAGGUACAUUCCACUCCAGGUUCUUCUUCUUCUUCCUCUAUUCAUAGUGGGGCUAAGCGAACUAUGUUUUCCUUUGGUAGUGGAACUUCUUUAGGUAGUGGUGGUGGUGUUCCUAUCUCAGGUGUAGUUCCUUCACAAUUAGGGGAACAGAUUAGACGACAACAAUCGCAAUUUCUCUCUAAGAGGAAUCGAGAAGAACCUAUUCAUUGGGAACCUGAUACUCCUCAUAUUACACAAAAAGAUGUACGAAUGCGUGAUGCUAUUGUUGAACAACAAAAAGUUCAUGAAGAAGAUAAAAAAGAACGAAUUCGUCGUCGAAAAGAAGUAAGUCAAGUUUGUAUUAUUUGUGGUAUAAAUUGUGAAGAUGAGAGUACCUUAUGUGUAGUAAAAGAUUUACUAAAGAAUAAUAAUCGUAAUAUGGGACGAUAUAUUCCGUCAAUGAAUGAACUUCGUUAUGCGUUAAGUGAUAGAAGACUUACUAAAAAUGGUAAAAAAAGAAAUCGUUUAAUUUGUUCUACAAAUUUUGUAGAUCUUCGAACUCGUUCUGUUCAUGUUGUACAUUGUCGUUGUGUUCACCUUUGUUCGGGAUAUCAAAAAGGAUCUGAACUUGAAGAUGUUGUAUUUUGUGAUUUACCUAUGCAAAUGUGUAAUUUAUGUGGUAUGCCUGGUGCUAGUGUGUCUUGUUAUCAUCCAGAUUGUAAUGAAAUGUAUCAUACUAUUUGUGCAUUGUUUUCAGAUGGUUAUGUUAACUUUGGUAAAAAAGAUCCAUAUUUACCUUGUCCAGCGUGUCCAAGGCAUACACAGGUGAUUGUGGAAACACCUAAUGGAAUUCCAGUUGUUUGUGGAAAACAAAAUACAUCAGCAUGGUGGGAAGAAGACGAAGUGGUGUUUGACUCUCGGGUCGUAGAGGAUACUGACCUACGCGAUCCAGAUGAGAAUGAUGGAGCCUAG
Molecule: messenger RNA, 1968 nt
Organism: Trypanosoma theileri
Lineage: Eukaryota; Euglenozoa; Kinetoplastea; Trypanosomatida; Trypanosomatidae
Exons: 1
Coding region: 1-1968 (655 amino acids)
Source: RefSeq, a predicted model, not a curated record